This is a messenger RNA of Saccharomycopsis crataegensis, 1227 nucleotides long. RefSeq lists its product as uncharacterized. Bases 1 to 1227 code for a protein of 408 amino acids. Lineage: Eukaryota; Fungi; Ascomycota; Saccharomycetes; Ascoideales; Saccharomycopsidaceae. The record is from RefSeq and is a predicted model, not a curated record. The transcript has a single exon.
AUGACAGAGGACUCCAUCGGCACUUCGUCGUCAAUUCAUAGAGAGCUAUAUGCCAAAAGACUAUUGAACCAAGAUAAUAACGUCUCCAGAGACUCAUUAGCGUCAGAUCUUAGCAUAUUUGAUGAAUAUGUUAUGAAGGGGGCGGAUUCUGUCGCGUCAAGUUAUAUCAAUGCCAAUAGUAAUCCUAAACAUAGAACUAUCAAAGUUUCUGUCAGAGACGAUGAAUUGAAUUUAGGAGAUGAUGAUGAUGAUGAUUUGAACUUUGUAUCACAUCUGACCAUUUCCUCCAGUACCAUAGAGCGUAACAAGCGUCAUAGUAGUAUUUCGAAUUCUACUGAUGCUAUCACUCCUAUUGCUACUGCUAUUAACAACAACAACAACAACAACAACAACAACAACAACAACAACAAUAAUAAUAAUAAUAAUAAUAAUAAUAAUAAUAAUAAUAAUAAUAAUAAUAAUAAUACAGAUGUCUUCAGUUUCAACCCUCAAAUUUUCCCACCUUCUCAACCAUAUUCAUCAUUAAAUUCUUUUGAGUCCCACAAAAAUCAAAAUUCUUUAGGAUCAUUUGAACCCCCAACUUUUAAUAAUGAAAACUUUCUGGGACUACAUAAAUAUUCCUCAUCAACAGGUUUGAAUCACCGGUAUCAAGAUGCCAAUCGUUCUACUAAAACCCAUGAAAGGAAAUUCAGCUUACCCUUUAACGACGGCGAUUCAGUUUUUGGUGGACUCACCAUACCAAAUAUUAGGUUAUUCGCUAAAGAUCCUUCCAGCAAAGAUCAAAAACUCAAAAACAGGCCAAAUCUCACUCCUUUAAAAUUGGAAAAAAAUUCUAAUCCGCCAUUAAUGCCAUAUUCGGGUCCAAUCUCUGCGCCAGGUCCAAGAACUUUAACCAAAAAGAAAUCAAAGUUUUCCUUGAGCUCAGUUAAUUUAAAUGCUCUAUCGCAAAGCAAUGACUCCAAACCAAAUCGUGCUGCCAAUACUAGAUUGCCUCGAAGCACUACGCUAUCAACGUUUUCUUUUAUUCAUGAGCGACGUAACGACCUUAGGUCUUUUUCAACCCCUACAACACCAAAAAGUUCUAGCAAACCAAGCAGUCCAUUGAAGAUAAAAUUCUCGAUCCCGGGGCUAAAGAGGACUUCCAAUUUAUCAAGUUAUGAUUUUCCUGAAGACGAUUUGGGGAUAGUUACAAAUUCUACUUUGGUGGAGUAUCAAGAUGAAGACUAA